This is a messenger RNA of Impatiens glandulifera, 885 nucleotides long. RefSeq lists its product as uncharacterized. The record is from RefSeq and is a predicted model, not a curated record. NCBI's taxonomy places the organism in Eukaryota, Viridiplantae, Streptophyta, Magnoliopsida, Ericales, Balsaminaceae. Bases 1 to 885 code for a protein of 294 amino acids. The transcript has 5 exons. Gene Ontology annotation, molecular function: protein binding.
AUGCAUUACACGCUCAAGAUGGAGUCCUUCUCAAAUAUCGCUAAAUCCCCAUCAAUACUUAAAUACACUUCGGUUAAUUUUAAAGUUGAUGGCUAUACAUGGAGAUUGCAAAUCUAUCCUAAUGGGAACAAGAAGAAAGGAGGGGAGGGUCAUAUUUCCAUUUAUAUAGAGUUAAUGGAUACUUCAUCCCUCCCAACCGGUUGGACAGUAACGGCUGUGGUCAAUUUGUUUGUGUUUGAUCAAAUUCGUGAUAAGUAUUAUACUGUCCCAGAUUAUUCGCUGGUGCGCUUUUCUGCUGUAAAACUGAAAUGGGGUAUCACGAGAUUCGUUAAACUUGAUGUCUUUAAUGAUUCUUCAAAUGGAUACUUGGUGGGUGAUGCUUGCGUGUUUGGUGCCGAGGUGUUUCUAAUAAAACAGCCCAUCAACAAAGUGAAUGUGCUGUCUUUAUUGGGUAAAGGAUCUAAUGAUCCUUUGACUUGUACCCACAUUUGGAAAAUCGAAUCUUUUUCUACUCUCUCCCUUGAUUACUAUGAGUCCGACAAAUUCACUUGCGGAGAUUUUAAAUGGUGGAUCAAGCUCUAUCCUAAGGGUUGUAGUGGAGGUGCGGGGAAGAGCAUUUCGGCUUAUCUACAUUUGGACAAGUCUAAUCUUCCCUCGGAUACUAAAAUCUUUGUUAAUUAUACUAUUGGCAUCCAAAAUGUGGUUAAGUCAAAUAUCAUUAAAUCCGGAGGGGAGUCUCACUUUGAUGAUUUGUAUCCAGCUUGGGGGUUCCAGACGAUCAUUUCAUUAACUAAGUUUGAAGACUUAAAAAAUGAAAUCUUGGUUAAUGAUGUUUGUGUUAUUCAGGCUGGUGUUACCAUUGUAGGGAUUGUCACUACAAAAUGA